AUGCCAAGUAGUGGUAGUAUGUCAAGUAGUGAUGAUGAAGUGUUCUGCAAAGAAACUUCAUUGCAAAGUCCACCCAGUGCAGGCAGUACACAACACAGUGUACGCCGUACGUCCCCACCGCAUGCAUCGCAUGCAUCGCAUGCAUCACGUCAAAUUCCAAGACAGAUCAAUCAACUUUCAGCUUCGGGCCUUCAGGCAAUAGCCAUAGCGCAACCUAGGAAAAUACUACCGCGCAUACUGCGACCAACACAGACACUACUGCACGUGCUGCAACCAACACAGACACUACUGCACGUGCUACGACCAGCACAGGCACUACUGCACAUACUGCGACUAGCACAGACACUACUGCACGUGCUGCGACCAACACAGACACUACUGCAUGAGCUGCAACCAGCACAGACACUACUGCACAUGCUGCGACCAACACAGACACUACUGCACGUGCUGCGACCAACACAGACACUACUGUACAUACUGCGACCAACACAGACACUAAUGUAUGUGGUGCAACCAGCACAGACACCACUGCACGUUCUGCGACCAACACAGACACUACUGUAUGUGGUGCAACCAGCACAGACACUACUGCACGUACUGCGUCCAACAAAGACACUACUGUACAUACUGCAACUGACACAAACACUACUGCACGUGCUGCGACCAGCACAGACACUACUGCACGUGCUGCGACCAGCACAGACACUACUGCACGUGCUGCGACCAGUGUACGUACUAGCAUAGACAGUAAUGCGA
Sphaeroforma arctica JP610 is the source of this 756-nucleotide messenger RNA. RefSeq lists its product as hypothetical. The transcript is spliced from 2 exons. The record is from RefSeq and is a predicted model, not a curated record. Bases 1 to 744 code for a protein of 247 amino acids. NCBI's taxonomy places the organism in Eukaryota, Ichthyosporea, Ichthyophonida.